GGUGUCCGGCGGGCUCCCCCAGGGGGCGCCUACGACGGUGCUGCGUUCGCCGAACAACGUGCAGUUCUACACGGUGACGAGUCAGCGGAUCAGCGCGGGCGGGGGGCUGCCGACGUCCCCCAUCGCGAUGCUGGCUCCCUCUCACCACCACACGUCGCCCAUAGGUUGGUCUGGUCGCGGGGACAUCAUGUCGACCUCGAUUCCGGAGAUGGACACCGACAACACUCAGUACUUCGCUCGCCUCCACGAACUACCGGCGCCCUCUCCCUGCCCCUCGCACCACAGCAGCACGGGCGGCGGCGGCGGCGGCGGCGCGAUCGCGUCGUCCCCGACCCACGGCCUCAUCGACCCCAAGAGGGCGCCACACUACGACAGCCUCGGGCGGAGCCGCGCGGCCACCGGACAGCGCAUGCGCAUCCCGUCCAAUCAGAGCGUCGCGUCGAAGUCGAGCGCGGGAAAGAUGUCGGGGAGUUCGACGGACCGAAUUUCGUCGUACAGCGCCGACACCAGGGGGAGCCCCAUGCUGAUGUACCCGCCACCGCCCGAGUACUGCCCGCCCCCGCCGGCCGAACACAGACCCGUCAAGAGGCCGUCGCCGGGAGACGUGCGUAACAUCUACAUAGAGAAGAGCUCGGACCCGCUCGGCAUACAGAUCCUGGAGGCUCGCGGAAGCGGCGGCAUCUUUGUGAAGACCGUCAACGCCAACAGUCUUGCGGCGAUGGCAGGCCUGCAGGUCGGAGACCAGCUGCUAGAGGUGUGUGGGAUCAACAUGAGGAGCGCUAACUACCAGCUCGCGAAGAUGGUGCUGCUGCAGUGUGGAGACUCCAUCUCCAUGAAAGUGCAGUACAACCCCGACAAAUACAAUGAGCAAGGUGAACAGCCGUGCAGCCAAUCCAACGACGGCGAUCUUCCGCCCAAUAUAGAGGGCGCUGACACGUUACGGAGGGAGCCACCGCUCCCGCUCGCCUCGUCCAUCUACCCUCUGUCAAACAUCCGACCACUGACGUUGUCGUCGUCGGCUCCGCCGCUGCCGCCUCCCGGUUCCGAGCUGCCCCCGUCGGAGCCCCGCAUUGUCUUCCUGAAGAAGGUGGCGUCGAGCCUCGGCGUGACUCUGAUUGGUGGGAACGCGGUGGGAAUCUUCGUUCACGCCGUGAAGCAGGACAGCGUCGCCCACGCGCCGGGCGGACUGCGCUGCGGAGAUCAGAUACUAGAGAGUACAACAAGGGUGAGACAGGAGCACGUGCAGGAGCAGGCCGGCGACUCGUUCUACGUGCGAGCGAUGUUCGACCACGCGCGCGAGACGGACGACGAACUGUCGUUCAAGGCCGGUGACAUUCUCUACGUUGACAACACGAUGUUCCACGGCAUCCCGGCGCGUGCGCGCGCGUGGAUCGUCGACCGCACGCCCAGAGAAGCAGCGACUUACUCUAGUGUUUCGCUGAACAGCGAAUACUCGGCGUCAACGACCGUCGACGAUAUCAUCCCAACGUAUCAGAAGAUAGAGCGAGUUGACUGUCACGUUCUGCGGCCCAUCGUUCUCGUCGGCCCCCUGGUGGAGAAACUGGCGGAGAAGUUGGUUCAGGAGUUCCCUCACCAGUUCUCGCGAAGCGUCCCCGAGAUUAAGAAAGCGUCCGAGCAGGCGAUGGAGAGAGGCGUCGCCGACAACAACUACAUCGACUUCCGACGACGCGGCACGCACUUUGAGUGCAUCACCGUAUCGUCGGUGAAACAGGCCUGCUCUAAGUGCACGCUCGACUGUCAUCCUCGCAGAGCCACACCUGUGGAUGACAAAGGUCGCUCGCUCUCGUGCGGUCAUAUCACAGUACGCCGCAACGCCCGGCCGCGCGGCGAACCAACCCCAAGACGCCCGCACCCGUGUACAGAAAGGCCGCCCCGAGCUGUCAUCCCCGGCGGUCCGUUCAACCACAUGUGCAGAUCACUGAAGCAGGUCGUGGAUCACGAGCAAGGCAGGAGCUUCUGGGUUCCCUCGCAAGGCCUCUGA
This is a messenger RNA of Priapulus caudatus, 2002 nucleotides long. Its product is annotated as disks large homolog 5-like. Lineage: Eukaryota; Metazoa; Priapulida; Priapulimorpha; Priapulimorphida; Priapulidae. Gene Ontology annotation, molecular function: protein binding. The record is from RefSeq and is a predicted model, not a curated record. The transcript has 14 exons. Bases 128 to 2002 code for a protein of 624 amino acids.